CCCUUCAGUCUUGCACAGUUGUAUCGGCUCCUCCCCUUCAAUCUUCAACAGUGGUGUACCGGCUCCUCCCCCUUCAGUGUUGCACAGGUGUACCAAGGCUCCUCCCCUUCAGUCUUGCACAGUGUACCGGCUCCUCCCCUCCAGUCUUGCACAGGUGUACCGGCUCCUCCCCUCCAGUCUUGCACAGCUCCUCCCCUCCAGUCUUGCACAGGUGUACCGGCUCCUCCCCUUCAGUCUUGCACAGGUGUACCGGCUCAAACCUCCCUUCAGUCUUGCACAGGUGUACCGGCCCCUCCCCUCCAGGUCCUGUACAGGUUUGUACCGGCUCCUCCCCUCCAGUCUUGCACAGCUGUACUGGCCUCCUCCCUGUCCUGGCUUCCUCUGAUGGUCAACUGCACACUGGCAGCUUCUCGACAAUGUGCA
This is a messenger RNA of Staurois parvus, 423 nucleotides long. The record is from the annotation of a GenBank genome assembly. Lineage: Eukaryota; Metazoa; Chordata; Amphibia; Anura; Ranidae.